Molecule: messenger RNA, 537 nt
Organism: Phaeoacremonium minimum UCRPA7
Lineage: Eukaryota; Fungi; Ascomycota; Sordariomycetes; Togniniales; Togniniaceae
Product: putative triacylglycerol lipase protein
Exons: 3
Coding region: 1-537 (178 amino acids)
Source: RefSeq, a predicted model, not a curated record
AUGGUUUCUAGGCUGCAGCCGUCGAAUGUUGAUGUGAAGAGUCUAGUAACGGUAGCGACGCCGCACUCGGGGAGCGCCUAUGCCGACUACUUGAUUGAUGAGAUCGGCCCUCAUUAUCUCCCUAAGCUCUAUGAACUAUGGGAGCGGACCACUGGUUGGGACACAGGUGCCUUCGGGCAGCUCACACGGCGAUAUAUGACCGAGGAGUUCAACCCGAAAACUCCAGACGAUCCCAAUGUCCGGUAUUUCUCGUAUGGCGCAAUGUUGGACAAGAAGCCACCAUUGCUCAGUCCCUUUCGACAAUCCUUCAACAUACUAUCUCAGCUUGAAGGUCCGAACGACGGGCUUGUCAGUGUUGAAAGCGCACGCUGGGGCAAAUAUCAGGGCACACUCUCCGGAGUUAGCCACCUUGACUUGAUCAACUGGACCAAUAGAUUACGGUGGACGGUGAGGAAGUGGUUGGGCGAGGAGAAUCCGUUUAAUGCGAUUGCCUUCUACCUGGCUAUUGCGGACAUGCUGUCCAAGGAGGGCCUAUGA